AUGCGCCUGGUACUGCGACCGCCUACCGCACUGCCUUUUGUUGCUCCUCAGGCCGAGACAGCCAGGCCGGUGGCUGCAGCACUCACUUGAAGACAGAUAGUCUGCCACACCCCGUCUUAUUCUCCGGCGCUCGCAACCCGAAUAUACUUAUCCACCCCGCACACGCAGGUAGUGCGCACUCCACACGAGGCCCAUGGCGAACAGUCUCGAGGCAAAGAUCGUGGUGCUUGGGAGCCAGGGCGUUGGGAAGACUUCGCUCGUCCAUCGCUACGUCAAGAAUGCAUUUACGCCGCCCACGACUCAGUCCACAAUAGGCGCGUCCUUCCUGACGAAGCGAGUCAUCGAUAUCGAUACGUCCACCGUUGUGCGCUUGCAGAUAUGGGACACUGCCGGACAAGAGAGGUUUCGGUCCAUCUCGAAGCUAUACUACAGAGGUGCGAACGCGGGAGUGCUAUGCUACGAUAUCACCGAUCCGCAUUCCUUUGAGGAAAUGGGCCGUUGGCUCAAAGAACUCAAGCAGAACCUCGGAGACGACAUAGUCCUCCAUGUCGUAGGAACCAAGUCGGACAUGGUUGCUGAAGACCCUUCGAAGCGCCAGAUCCCGUUUGAGCGGUGCAUCGCAUACGUCGCAGAGCAUCUGUACCCAAAUCAAACCGCACAGGGGCAGCCAGUCCCGGCAGGGUGGCAGAGCGGCGGCAUGGCGUCCCCGCAGAGUAAUCGAUCAAGUGGGUUCUGGGGACAAGACAUCGGCUGGGACUGUUGCCACGAAAUAAGUGCGAAAGACGGGGAAGGCGUAGACGAGGUCUUCAGGGUUAUUACAAGGAAACUGGUGGAACAGCAACAGCGGAAGUUUGAAGAGGAACAGAAGCAACUCGCGCUAGCUGGUAUCACUCCAGGCAUCAACAGCACCGGGAGCGCCAAUGGCUACUUCGACCAUCCCGGCGGCGGAAACGGCAGUUUCAGAGUGGGAGCUGGCGAUAAGAGACGGAGUUGGAUGGGUUUCCCCGCCACGCCCGCCGUUGGCGGCGAACGGCACGAGUGGGAGGAAGACGUGGACAGAAUACGGAAGAGCAAGGGAGGGAAGUGUUGCUGAUGCUUUCCCUCGGACCACCUCAAACCACCCUACGACCCUUCAUCCUAGCUCGAGCAUCUUCCUGGAUGGCUUUCUACGAUUGCGCAUCACGAUCGGCUUCCAUUCGAGAUACCAAAUUAUCUUUCGAUACCCACUUUGUUUGCAUAGCAAAAGUUCAUGCACUUUUUAGGCUUUUGCAUACCUUCGGUUUGCUCAUAUCCCGAAGACACUUCGAUGUCAGACCAUCGGAUGCCGUGCUACCCAAUCACCAACCUACUGUUGCAGCUGGAGGCCAGCCGAGCUGAGUCGAGUCCGAUUUGCCCUCUUGUAUUUUCUUUUUGCCUGUAUCUUGUAUCAUACUGCAUAGCG
Messenger RNA from Trematosphaeria pertusa, 1441 nucleotides. RefSeq names its product ras-domain-containing protein. Gene Ontology annotation, molecular function: GTP binding; GTPase activity. Gene Ontology annotation, biological process: intracellular protein transport. The transcript has 2 exons. Bases 194 to 1093 code for a protein of 299 amino acids. Lineage: Eukaryota; Fungi; Ascomycota; Dothideomycetes; Pleosporales; Trematosphaeriaceae. The record is from RefSeq and is a predicted model, not a curated record. Gene Ontology annotation, cellular component: endomembrane system.